UUCAGGCUGCUCGCUGCUCAGUCUGGAAAAGGGUCGCGCGCGCGUGCUGCGCGAAAUCUCGACCGCGUGUUCGCGUGAAUUGCACAUUUCAGCUUUCGAGUGAGUUAUGAGUGAGCACGGCCAAUAUGCGCCACCGCCAUCCGAGCCGCAUCCGGACGAGAUUGACUUUGAUCGACUGCACGAACAUCCACCCUCAGCAGCAGGUGAUAAUAACUGGUUGAUGCAGGUAUGGAAGGACCACUGCCGAUCGCAGGAUCCGGAUCCAGCCGGCGCAACUUCGCCGCUGCCUCCUGAGCGUUUGAAACGCCCGCUUUACCAGCGCGAUCAUUCCGCUGACGGCAUUCGUAAUGUUUGGGCGUCAAACAUUGAAGAGGAAUUCAAAAUCAUCCGGCAGAUUGUAGCGCGUUAUCCCUAUAUUGCUAUGGACACUGAGUUUCCCGGGAUUGUAGCGCGGCCUCUUGGCGAAUUCAACACUACUUCUGCCUACCAGUACCAGUCCAUGAGAUGCAAUGUGGGGAUGUUGCAGCUCAUUCAACUGGGGCUUACCUUCCAUGAUUCUGAUGGGGCUAUUCCGCCUGGGCCUCACUCCACCUGGCAAUUUAAUUUCAAAUUCAGUCUCACUGAUGAUAUGUAUGCUCAGGAUAGCAUCAAUCUCUUGCACAAUUCGGGCAUACAAUUCGAGAAGCACGCGACUGAGGGUAUUCGCCCAGACCACUUCGCUGAACUCUUGAUGACCUCCGGGGUUGUCCUUAUGGACAACGUCGUCUGGCUUUCGUUCCACUCUGGCUAUGACUUUGGCUAUUUACUCAAACUACUCACCAACAUGAACUUGCCCGAGCAUGAGGGCGAAUUCUUUGAAUUGCUGCGUCUCUAUUUCCCAAAUAUCUACGAUGUGAAGCACUUGAUGGAAUCAUGUCACUUGACCGGCGGCCUGCAGGAUCUCGCUACGCAUCUGCAGGUGACUCGCGCCGGCACCCAACACCAGGCUGGAUCCGACUCUUUGGUCACUGGUCGUGUGUUCUUCAAGUUGCGCCAGUGGUAUUUCAAUGGCGUUGUGGACGAGGCAAGAUUUGCGGGCCAUCUUUAUGGCUUGGAUGCGCCCACGUAAGCAGGACUGGGACAGGUAAAGGAAAACGAAGAGACAACGUAACUAAAACGCUUAUAUUAUUUUUGCGCUAUGCACAAUAGGUCAUACAAUAAAUAAAACUAGAUUAACUUACAGAAGCCACUCGUGCUUCCCUUCAA
Molecule: messenger RNA, 1245 nt
Organism: Dalotia coriaria
Lineage: Eukaryota; Metazoa; Arthropoda; Insecta; Coleoptera; Staphylinidae
Product: CCR4-NOT transcription complex subunit 7-like
Exons: 3
Coding region: 107-1108 (333 amino acids)
Cellular component (GO): P-body; CCR4-NOT complex; CCR4-NOT core complex
Molecular function (GO): nucleic acid binding; poly(A)-specific ribonuclease activity
Source: RefSeq, a predicted model, not a curated record